Messenger RNA from Sesamum indicum (sesame), 1838 nucleotides. RefSeq names its product amino acid permease 2. The record is from RefSeq and is a predicted model, not a curated record. NCBI's taxonomy places the organism in Eukaryota, Viridiplantae, Streptophyta, Magnoliopsida, Lamiales, Pedaliaceae.
GUGGCCAUCCCCAUUGUGUCAAAUAAAAGUCCCUCUUUGUAUAUAGUGUUUGUUGAGGGAGGUAGAUUGUAAGAGGCUUCCAAGUAAUAAGUAUCAAGUGUGAAAUAUUUGAUAUCCACAAGUGUGCUGUACUUUGGUUGAAGUUCAGGAUGGGUGAGAGCACUGCCACCACCAACCACCACCACCACCACCACCACGGCAGCCAAGUGUUUGAUGUUUCAGUCAAUGUGCCACCCCAUUUUUGCUCCAAAGUUGUCGAUGAUGAUGGCCGCCCCCAGAGAACCGGGACUGUUUGGACUGCCAGUGCGCACAUAAUAACGGCGGUGAUUGGCUCAGGAGUUCUCUCCUUGGCUUGGGCUAUAGCUCAGCUGGGAUGGAUUGCUGGCCCUACUGUCAUGUUCAUGUUCUCCUUUGUGAUUUAUUAUACCUCAACCCUCUUAGCUGACUGUUACCGCUCCGGUGAUUCGUUGUUUGGCAAAAGAAACUAUACGUACAUGGAUGCCGUCCGGUCCAAUCUUGGUGGAUCUAAAGUAAAAAUUUGUGGGAUAAUUCAAUAUCUGAAUCUUUUCGGAGUGGCCAUCGGUUACACCAUUGCAGCAUCUAUAAGCAUGAUGGCUAUCAAAAGAUCGAACUGUUUCCACGCGAGUGGAGAGAAAGAUCCGUGUCAUAUGUCGAGCAAUCCAUACAUGAUAGCCUUUGGAAUUACACAGAUCCUGUUUUCUCAGAUUCCUGACUUUGAUCAGAUAUGGUGGCUGUCUAUUGUUGCUGCUGUCAUGUCCUUCACUUACUCGUCUAUCGGCUUAGGCCUUGGCAUCGCUAAAGUAGCAGCUACUGGGACCUUCAAGGGCAGUCUCACAGGAAUCAGCAUUGGAACAGUGACUGAAACUCAAAAAAUAUGGAGGAGUUUCCAAGCUCUUGGGGACAUAGCUUUUGCGUACUCGUUCUCCAUCAUCCUUAUCGAGAUUCAGGACACCAUCAAAUCCCCACCGUCAGAGGCGAAAACAAUGAAGAAAGCCACCAUGAUAAGCACAAUAGUGACUACCGCUUUCUACAUGCUCUGUGGCUGUAUGGGGUAUGCAGCAUUCGGGGAUCUUGCACCGGGCAACCUCCUAACCGGAUUCGGCUUCUACAACCCGUUCUGGCUUCUUGACAUUGCUAACGCAGCCAUCGUUAUCCAUUUAGUCGGGGCAUACCAAGUCUACUGCCAGCCACUCUUCGCAUUCGUUGAGAAACACGCAGCUGCAAGGUGGCCAGACAGUGGAUUCAUCACCAAAGAGAUCAGCAUCCGCAUUCCCUGCCUGCAGCAGCCGUAUAACCUCAACAUGUUCCGUCUAGUGUGGAGGAGUGUGUUUGUGGUGCUGACGACCGUCAUAUCGAUGCUGCUACCGUUCUUCAACGACAUUGUGGGAAUUCUUGGAGCAUUCGGGUUCUGGCCUUUGACGGUGUACUUCCCUGUAGAGAUGUACAUUGCACAGAAGAGGAUAGCUAGGUGGAGCACAAGAUGGAUUUGCCUGCAGAUGCUGAGCUUUGCAUGUUUGGCGAUUUCGAUUGCUGCAGCUGCUGGCUCUGUUGCGGGCGUGGUGCUCGAUCUCAAGGUUUACAGGCCAUUCAAGACUAGCUACUGAGCGACUAUAAGUUGUACAUGAGAUUGGUGGUUGGUGUUGAUGAGUAAUGUUUGUGUUUGUUAACUGUUUGUUGUUUCUGUGCAAUGUUUAGUAGCCUUGUUAAUGUAAAGAAGGCACGACUUUUUCUUGUUCUUGUUCUUUUUGGCUUUGCAAGGAAGGCUAAAUGUGUAUGUUAAUUUUUAUGGGUUGCUAUAGCAAAAAUUGUUCUUGAAA